Vigna unguiculata (cowpea) is the source of this 1931-nucleotide messenger RNA. Its product is annotated as Tetratricopeptide repeat (TPR)-like superfamily protein. Gene Ontology annotation, molecular function: protein binding. Lineage: Eukaryota; Viridiplantae; Streptophyta; Magnoliopsida; Fabales; Fabaceae. The record is from RefSeq and is a predicted model, not a curated record.
UAAAAAUACGAACUCUUUCCUCUUUUCUGGCACUGACAAAAAUUAAGCUCCCAACAGAAGGAAGGUCUCAUGGUAACAUAGGAUGCGUGGCAAAGGUUGAAAGUUGAAGUCCCAAUGGCUGCACCUCUCUGGCGCUACUAUUCUUACUUUUCAUGCAGGUUGCAAGGCAUCGCAAAACCAAAUUCCCAACUGACUGUGCCCGUAGUCGGAAUUGGAAGCAGUAAUAAAUUUUCCUCUGAGGCAUUGCAUCAAACAGUUUCAUUACACUCUCGGACUCACAACCAGUACCAUGCGCCUUUUGACUUCAACUUCAACUUGGAUGACCCAUCACUACCAGAGUUUCUAGAAUUGCUCAAAAAAAUUGCCCAUUCGUCUUCGCAAGCAGAGGGUUUCCAUUCAUCAAGUUUCCAAGUAAAUAGGGAUUUGAUAUGUUCCGCUAUUUGGGCAUUGAGGGAGGAAUGGAAACCUGCAUUCCUUGCCUUCAAAUGGAAUUGCCAUCUUAACGACGAGAAAGUUUGCAACUUGAUGAUCUGGGUAUCGGCAACUCAUGGAAAGUUUUCCACUGCUUGGUGCAUCAUUCGAGAUAUGCAUCAUUCGUCUCUCUCUACGCGUCAAGCUAUGCUUAUUAUGAUUGAUAGAUAUGCAUCUGUAAACAACACAGCCAAGGCUAUUCAAACAUUCAACUUUAUGGACACGUUCAGAUUGACUCCUGAUCAAGAAGCAUUUCAUGCACUUUUGGCUGCUCUUUGUAAAUAUGGAAACGUUGAAGAGGCCGAAGAGUUUAUGCUAGUGAAUAAGAAGCUCUUCCUACUUGAGACAAAGAGCUUUAACAUUAUUCUUAAUGGAUGGUGUAACAUAACAAAGGAUGUAUAUGAAGCAAAAAGAGUUUGGAGAGAAAUGUCAAAAUACUGUAUAACACCCGAUGGUACUUCGUAUAGCUACAUGAUUUCCUGCUUCUCAAAGGAAGGGAACCUCUUUGACUCUCUUAGACUCUAUGAUCAGAUGAAGAAAAGGGGAUGGACCCCUGGAAUAGAGGUAUACAAUUCGUUGGUAUAUGUUUUAAGUCGUGCCAAUUGCUUGAAGGAAGCUCUUAGGACUAUAGAUAAGUUGAAAGAACAAGGUUUGCAGCCUGAUUCUUCGACCUUCAAUUCCAUGAUACUCCCUCUUUGUGAAACUGGAAAACUAGCGGAGGCAAGGGUAGUAUUUAACACAAUGGUAGAAGAGAAUUUUAGUCCAACCACUGAAACCUACCAUGCAUUUUUUGAGGGAACAGAUUAUCAAGGAUCAUUGGAAUUUCUGAGUAGGAUGAAAGAUUCUGGUCUGGGUCCAAAUAAGGAUUCCUUUCUCAUAAUUCUGACAAAAUUCUUAAAGUUGAAACAACCUGUAAAUGCACUGAAAAUUUGGACUGAAAUGAAAGCAUAUGAUUUGGUCCCUAGUUGUGUGCAUUACAAAGUAAUGGUUGAAGGGCUUGUAAAUUGUAGGUGGUUCAUAAAGGCCAGAUAUUUUUAUGAGGAGAUGAUUUCAAAUGGAUGUUCAGCAGAUCCAAAGCUUAAUAAGCUCUUCCAGAAAGAAGUAACAGUUAGUGGUGAUAAAGGAAAACAGAAUGUUAGAAAUGCUAGUAGUAGUAAAAGUGUGAAAUAUUCUAUAAAAUGAUUAGAUGAAGCAGAAAAAUUAUUAAGACCAGUGAAGAGAGAGGACAUUCUGUAACUUGUAACAGAGAAGCAGAUGCUCCCCAUAUUUGCCAAAUUUCCUACUUUACUCGUCUUAAGUUAUCAAAUUCCAUAUACGAGCAUGUAGAACAUCUGUGUGUAUCUGUGUGUGUUUAUUUUAUACUCUGUUUCAAGAAAAUUAAUCCGUAGGUACAAUUCCCAACAUAGAAAUGCCAAUUUUCCAAGUCUCGUGAGGAGUUGCAAGUUUGCAUUCUAACUUUU